GAUUUUGCAUUUCCAGGGAGGAGAACUGUUUGUAAACAAAACAGUUCUCCCUGUCAACUUGUGCACACUGCUUUGGAUGGCUGUGCCCAGAACAGGCAUGCAAAGCACUGUGAUUACAGCGAAGCACUAACACACAGCCCCAUAGUAAAACACAUCCAGCACACAGUUAACCCUUUGAUCACCCCUCAUGUUAACCUCUUCCUGUCCAGUGUCAUUAGUACAGUGUCAGUGCUUUUUUUUUUUUAGCACUGAUCACUGUAUGGGUAUUACUAGGGAUGUCAGUGACACCAAGUCAGUUCCCCCCAGUGUCAGAAUGCCCGCCGCAGUCCC
Staurois parvus is the source of this 330-nucleotide messenger RNA. The record is from the annotation of a GenBank genome assembly. Lineage: Eukaryota; Metazoa; Chordata; Amphibia; Anura; Ranidae.